AUGGAAAAGUCCACUAACUCUUCAGCAUAUGAACUGACAUAUGAUUAUUACUAUGAUUACCUGGAUCCUGUGGCUGUGGAUGCAAGUAAACUUAAAUACAACAGAUAUUUGAUUGUCAUAAUAUUCUGGAUCACUAUGGCUGCCUUUAUUGGACUAUUGUUCUUGAUUUUGUCAAAUAUCUCAGGGACCAAGCAUCUCCCAAGGCAUCAGAGAAGCAGGAGAAAGCCAAGAAAAGAAAGAAGCUCUUCAUCUAAACCUGUGGUGUGA
Molecule: messenger RNA, 267 nt
Organism: Tachysurus vachellii
Lineage: Eukaryota; Metazoa; Chordata; Actinopteri; Siluriformes; Bagridae
Product: melanocortin-2 receptor accessory protein-like
Exons: 3
Coding region: 1-267 (88 amino acids)
Biological process (GO): protein localization to plasma membrane; regulation of adenylate cyclase-activating G protein-coupled receptor signaling pathway
Cellular component (GO): plasma membrane; endoplasmic reticulum
Molecular function (GO): corticotropin hormone receptor binding; signaling receptor regulator activity; type 3 melanocortin receptor binding
Source: RefSeq, a predicted model, not a curated record